Molecule: messenger RNA, 2547 nt
Organism: Myotis lucifugus (little brown bat)
Lineage: Eukaryota; Metazoa; Chordata; Mammalia; Chiroptera; Vespertilionidae
Gene: OSBPL1A
Product: oxysterol binding protein like 1A
Exons: 17
Coding region: 791-2392 (533 amino acids)
Molecular function (GO): protein binding
Source: RefSeq, a predicted model, not a curated record
CGGGGAGAGGAACAGGUAGAGCGCCGUGGGCUCCUAAGGGUCCGGAAACAAGUGGACAAAAGAAUCCGAGGCGAUCCAGUCUGCACCAGGCAUGGGGCAAGUCUGAUGAAGCGCAUUGUGGUGUACAGUUCGUUCGACCUGGUCCUUUUCCGGUUGGGUCAGCCGGGCAUGGGAAUGGCAAGGCGAAGGUUGGUUACUCCCAAGCCCGUUCUGUCCGCCCAGAGCUUCCACUUCCGUGAUGGCUCGUGCUGGUAGACAGGGAUGACAGUCACUGUAACAUGCUCCGCCUGCAAAGCUACAGCAGCUGCCUGCUCAGGAGCUCAGAGGAGACUUUGGGGAAAAUACUGUGUCCAGAGAUUUUAUGUCUGCCCAACAUUUCUUAAAAUAGGGUAGGACAUGCUUGGGGACCAUAGAGGAAUUGCUUUGUUCUAGAACAGCACUGUCCAGGGUGGUGGCUGCUGUCCACGUGUGGCUAUUUAAAAUACAUUAAUUAACAAGAAAAAACAUGAAAAAUUCAAGUCUUUAGCCAGAUUUCAAGAGCUCAGCAGGCACGUGAGUCUCGUGAUGACGCUACCGGACGGGCGCGGUAGGACCUCUCCCUCGUGGCAGGACGUCCGCUGAGCAGCAUGGCUCCAGAGAACCUGCUCUUGUCGGUGACAACGGCAGAGACAUAUUCCUAGCGGGGACGUCUGUGGAAACAGUGCACUUAGCUGUUCGCCUAACCACAGAGGGGCCUUCAGAGGGAGAGACGACAAAGGAGAAGCGCUAUUCGGGAAUCACCGGUUCAGCGAUGAAUACAGAGGCAGAGCAGCAGCUCCUCCAUCACGCCAGGAAUGGCCACGCCGAGGAGGUGAGGAAGCUGCUGGAAACCGUGGAGAAGAACGAAGCCAUCGCCGACAUCAACUGCAAAGGAAGAAGUAAGUCUAACCUGGGCUGGGCCCCUCUGCACCUGGCCUGCUACUUUGGACAUAGACAAGUGGUCCAGGCCCUGCUAAAGGCGGGAGCAGAAGUGAACGUCCUGAACGACAUGGGCGACACGCCCCUUCACCGAGCGGCCUUCACGGGGCGAAAGGAGUUGGUAAUGCUGCUUUUAGAAUACAACGCCGAUCCCACCGUUGUUAAUGGGAGUGGACAGAGAGCCAAAGAGGUCACUCAUGACAGAGAGAUCAGAAACAUGCUCGAAGCUGUAGAAAGGACUCAGCAAAGAAAGCUUGAAGAAUUACUUUUAGAAGCAGCAAGAGAAGGAAAAACAGCAGAACUCAUAGCUCUGCUCAACAGCCCCAACCCCCCUGACGUCAACUGCGCGGACCAGCUGGGGAACACGCCCCUGCACUGCGCGGCCUACCGGGCCCGGGGGCCUUGCGUGCUGGCGCUGCUGAAGAGUGGAGCCGACCCCAGCCUGCGGAACAGGAACGACCAGAAGCCGCUGCACCUGGCCCAGGGCGCCGAGGUGAAGCACCUCCUCUCCGGGAACACGGCCCUGUACCGAGCGCUGAGGCGGUUUGAAGGUCCCCUCUGGAAGAGCUCGCGGUUUUUCGGCUGGAGGCUGUUCUGGGUGGUGCUGGAGCACGGCGUCCUGUCCUGGUAUCGGAAGCAGCCCGACGCCGCCCGUAAGAUUUACCGCCAGGGGUGCAAACACCUCACGCAAGCCGUGUGCACGGUCAAGCCCGGUGACAGCUGCCUCUUCUCCGUCAAAUGCUUUGACGACUCAGUUCAUGGCUUCAAGGUCCCUCAGAACAGCCCUCCGCAGGCCAGAGAGGACUGGCUGCAGGCGAUCGAGGAGCACGCGGCCUACAGCACGCACUACUGCUCCCAGGACCAGGUGCCGGACGAGGAGGAGGAGGAGGCAGGCUCUGCUGGGGACCUGCAGGCGUCCUUGGAGAAAGCGCAGGCCUGCCGGCAGCGACUGGAUAGGGAACUCGCUGGUUUUCUCCAGAUGGUGAAGGAGUGCGAAGUGGCUGAAGAGAUGCUUCCGUCCUUUCUUCAGAAAGUCGAUGUUGUCUCCGAGGCUUCGAGGGAGACCUGCGCGGCGCUGAGCGACUGCCUCACGCUCCUCGUGAAGCAGGAAGGGGCCAGGAACUUCAAGUUGGAGCAGGAGCAGGAGAAAACCAAGAUCCUGUCGGAGGCCCUGGAGGCGCUGGCCACGGAGCACCAUGAGCUAGAGCAGUCGCUGGUGGCCGGCUCCCCGCCCAGCGUGCUCAGCGAGGACGAGUUCUACGAUGCGCUGUCAGAUUCCGAGUCCGAGCGGUCCCUGAGUCGGCUGGAGGCGGUGACCUCGUGCUCCCGUGAAGAGGAAGGGCAGCGUCCGAUCCCAGGAAAGCACAGGAUGUCCGAGGGCCAGGACUGCGGCGGGGGCGACGCGCUCUCCAACGGCAUCAAGAAGCACAGGUAGGGACCUUGACUGUCACUCCAUCUGCGUCUCCCGGCCUCCUCCCCGGCCGCGCUGGCUGAGCUGGGGCUGCAGCCUCAGAGAAACAGUGCGGUCAGUGUGUGUCCACAUAGAGGAGACGCCGUACGGCCGGGGCCGGAGCGGGCCUUCGCACCGGC